AUGUCCGAAGAAACAAAGCAAUCCACUCUCCAAGCGCUGCGCAACUGGGGCGAAAAUUCCGUACCGCCCACUCUGCUCGCAACACUCAUCACAGCUCAACAUGCCCGGCCCUUCCAGCCCCUCCCCAUGCUCUUCACCCCGGUCCUGCUCUUCUCCUCCUACCUGAACCUCAGCAACUACAAGACCGACGCCGCGGGCAUCACUGCUGCGUGGAGUGGGCUGUACGGCCUGCUAGCCCUGCGGAGAAGCCAGCGACUGAAGAAUAAGUUCACCGUGAGAGGCGUGGUAAGAGGUGGCUCGCUGGCGCUCUGUGCUGUUAACGUCGUGGGCUGCGGACUGGCGUACACUUUCGGCAAGCGCGAGAAGGAGGAGAAGUCGGCGUGA
Molecule: messenger RNA, 384 nt
Organism: Ascochyta rabiei
Lineage: Eukaryota; Fungi; Ascomycota; Dothideomycetes; Pleosporales; Didymellaceae
Exons: 3
Coding region: 1-384 (127 amino acids)
Source: RefSeq, a predicted model, not a curated record